Cuscuta campestris is the source of this 1615-nucleotide messenger RNA. The record is from the annotation of a GenBank genome assembly. Lineage: Eukaryota; Viridiplantae; Streptophyta; Magnoliopsida; Solanales; Convolvulaceae.
AAAUAAUCAUCAACCAUCUCUUCAGACUACUCCAAUAUCAUAGUCAGGCGACUCCUGCAAAUUAUUUAGACGAAGAAGCCCAGCCAAAUCGAUAAACCCUUUAAUUUGUCUUCCCUGAAUUCAAGGGGACUACAAAGUACAAAGAGGUACCCGGCAGCUGCUCCAUGAUUAAGGUCGCGGACAAGCUCCUGCGAGCCAAGAGGCUCGGAUUUGCAUCCGCUUUUCUCCGGCCACCAGCCUUAGCGGCGCCACCACCAUUUAGAGCAUUCUCGAAUAAAAGCGGCCUUGACGUCUCUUUAAAUGUCAACCCAAUUGCCCUUCAGAUGACGAAUUACGCGCUCUCUUUAGCCCGUUCACAAAUGUCAGAUGAUGCUUAUGCCCAAGCUCAGUUGGUUUUGGAGCAGUGUUAUUCUAUUCACUCUGAUAAAAGUGCUAGAGGAGUGGUUUUACUCGCGAUGGCUAGACUGCUAUACCAUAGGGGAAACUAUGAAGAUGCCAUUGAGAAGCUUCAGAAAAUUCAAGAUUCAAGCUUGUCUUCAAUUAUUGUCAGAGUUGCUGCCGCAGAGGCACUUGUUGGACUUCAUUUAGAACUGGGACAAGAUGCUGCUGCUACAGCAGCUGCAGAUAUGUGCUUGCAGUUCUUGGAAUCCAUGAAGUUAGAUAUUGAAUGUGAAGGCUUUGAGGUCUUGGGAGAUCAUUCAAAGGCAUUUAAAGGGCUUGUUGAAUUGAUACGCGGCAAUUCUGAAUCGGCAAUGUCUUACUUCCCAAAAGUUCUAGACGAAGGCUGUUCUUCCAUUGUGAUGGGUCGAUGUACUGGUAAUGCUGCAUUAACAUACGGUGAAUUCCUUCACCACAUGCGGGAUUUUGAAAUGGCCAAAAAAAUGUACACUAAAGUGAUUGGUGAGGAGGAAUCACCGGGCAUGGAGUACAAUAAUUUACAUCAGUUAUUGGCUUGUAAUAUGAGCUAUGAGGAUACUAUAUUAGGAGCUACUUGUGCUUUAGGACAGCUAGAGGCUCAUUUGGGGAACUUUGACAAUGCUGAGAAGAUGCUAACUGCAGCACUUAAGAAAGCUGAGCAAACCUUUGGUGAUCGACAUCACAAAGUUGGUGUUAUUUUAACCUGCAUAGCUCUCUUGUAUAGGCACAAAGCAACAGUCGAGCAAUCGACCUCUCUUUUAAUUCAAGAGGGACUUUACAGAAGAGCAGUUGAAGUGUUUAAAGCUCCUCCUCUGGAGUUUGAAGGUGCUGAAGAGAAGGCUUGCAGAAGAGAUUUAAUUGCCCUAGUGAGAGGUGGUUAUGCAGAAAUAUUGUGUCUACAACAGAACAGAAAAGCUGAAGGGGAGAGGAUGAAGCUAUGGGCUGAAUCUGCUUGGAGAAACCGCACGUUAUCCCUCGCAGAGGCACUCGAACCACCUUCAAAGACUUCUUCCAAAGUGGCUGUUAUCGAUACCAGAGUAUGCAGGAUCAUAUAAUUUCUCCCCUCUUCCUGCACUGUUUGUCUCUCCCUCUUUAACUACGAGUGCAAAACUGUGUGUUUGUAUGUGUGCACACGCUAAGUAAGUUAAUGAGUAGCUUGCAACACAACUGAAGGAGAGAAUAAAUAUCUGAAUGACAU